Endocarpon pusillum Z07020 is the source of this 3063-nucleotide messenger RNA. RefSeq lists its product as uncharacterized. The coding region runs from base 1 to 3063 and encodes 1020 amino acids. Lineage: Eukaryota; Fungi; Ascomycota; Eurotiomycetes; Verrucariales; Verrucariaceae. The transcript has a single exon. The record is from RefSeq and is a predicted model, not a curated record.
AUGCAUGCGAGUGAGGAUGAGGAUGCUGAGCUCAGAAAUGCUCUGUACCGAUCAGCUCUUGAAUCUUCCAAAUUUGGGCCGCUUGGCCACCUAUGCAUGGAACCACUCCCCCAAGAGCUGGAAUCAGUAGUGCUAUAUCGGAGUGUUGAACUGGCACGACUUUGGGGGCAUGACACAGACACAUUGGUCUUCAUAGGUGCACCUCCAAAGCAGCCUGAUCAGGCGGCUGAAGCAUAUGGGCGUAUUGCAGCACAUUUUGUCCGUGCUCAUAGAAUUCACAGCAAGAACGUGCUCAACUUAGGUUCGGAAAAGCUUGGAGGGCUGCUUGCACCAACCUCUCAAUUUCGGACCGAGCGUCGUCUUAAGAACCAACGUCUCUUACUGGGCGGGAGACCAUCUGGCAUCAAAUAUUUGCUUGACUUACGACCCCCCAUUGAAGGCGAGGAAGCACUAGUCCUAGUUACUGAACUCAGCUGUUCGAGCGGCGUUUUGAGCUGGUUCAAAGCUCAACAGAAGUAUGGCAUUCCUAGAACCAUGGUAUGUGGUCAAGAUGAUAUAGCGCUAUUGCCAUUGCCAAAGCCGUCAACCCGUGUCAACUAUCGUGAUCAACAUCCAGAACCUCGGAAGAAGAAGUUGCAUACUACCCAACAGCCACACGGAGACCCAUCGCUCACGGAGCCACAAGAGGACGAUGCACCAAGCCAGGACAAGGAACCAAAACGGAGUCGCAUUGGCAAUUGGGAGGGUAUAUUUCCUACGGCGCCACCAAUUCUUGACGAAGCUGUCAACAACCAAGCAGAAUCUGAUCCUACUGCGAAUGCUAAUACCGAUAGAGAGCCUUCAGGACCUGGCACAGAUUCGGGGAUAAAUGCGACGUCAGAAGAGCAAGCCCAGGUACAGCCUGAAUACUCUCAGCUCCGGCAUUGGUCUUCAAUAGAACGGCUGCUUCAUGCAAUCGAGGGCAAUGAUCCAAUGUUAGACUCCGCACCUAAAUUAUGGAAUUUCGUCUCUAUGGCCAAGUUUUUUGGAUGUGCCAGCAAUGAGCGUAUCAGUGGGUGGGUUACGAAGUGGUUGUUCACAGCCCCCAAUCACAAUUUCAUACAGUGCAACCCAGAGAUCUGCUAUCGCAUUGGCCUUGAUAUUCAGUCUGAAGCUUUGCUCAAAGAUGCUUUCUCCAUACUUGUAGGAGAAAAGGCCUUGAUUAACGUGCAUCACGAACAUUCAGCAGUCCGGAGCCUAAACAUACAGAGCUCUGUCGCUGGUCGCAGGCUUGAGCUGCUUGAUGAUGACGACGUUAACCGCAUUGACCACGCUGCAAACAUCUUCAUAAAGCGGAUCCAGUCAACCUAUGAGGCACUAAUUGGACAAGAUAUGCACUGGCUGGAGCAGUCCACCGUCUUUAGCAUUCUUGCAAACUUCGUUGCACAUUCCAAUCGCGAGAAACAGAUUGCUCAGCAGUUGAAAGAACAAAUCAAGACCUUCGUGCGAGCAAGAGUGCUAUGGGUCUUGGCACGGAACUACGAAGGUGACAUGCCGGAAAUGGAACAGGCCCCGGAGAGUGUCCGGCCUUUCUAUCCCCACGCUUCUGCUCAAUUCUCCAGAUACACCGAGCUCGGCGAAGAAGAACGCAUUUUUUCUCGUUUCUUCUGGCUGGCACUUAGAAAAGAGGAUUUUGAAGUGGGUGAUAACGCUGUCUUUACUCUUCCCCUGAUUCGAAAUGGCUCUAGCUUACAAGGCGUGCCGUGUCCGGGAUGGAGCAGCUUGGCUAGAAAUUUACAAGGCGGCUCCACCAAAAACAAGUUGAUCCCGAUUGAAAGGGAUAAGCUGUGUGCGUCAGCUGCCAGCUUCAUGAAAAUCCUCAAUGAACGGUAUUGGAAGGGACGUUCAAAACAAAAGGAUCACGGUAGCUUCUUGAACAAAAUCCUGCACCCUCAGCGGCAAAAUGCAAACAGUAUACCCACUGAAGCACAGCCAAGAACGCCAUUCUGCCAAGCUUUGCCGGAUGAAGAGAUCGAGUUUGACAACCGCGCAUCAACCUCUGCUAUGCAGCAUUUCGAGGACUUACACCUGUCAAGCCCAAAGCGAGCCCGUGCAACAGACCCUAUGAGACACCCUACUGAAGAAAAACGAACUCGACUGGAUGUCUAUGGUAUGCUUGGCAGAAGCGACCAGACGAACAACAAGCAAACAGACCUUCCUAUUCGUGUUGCCGUACCUCAAGGCAUGAGCAACGCAAUGCCAGUAGAGGGACCGAGGUUGAUGAAAGUAGCCCAGUGGCAGGCUGUGGAAAGCCCAGAAGCACAUGAGCCCCGAUUUGCAUACGUGGAGACGGAAGUCUCUAUCAAUGAUAGCAGCCCAGCAUCUGACGAGAAGACUGAUGCAUGGCAACCUCUAUUCGAGGAGCCAGCUCACGUGAGAACAUUGAAAGAGAAGGGACCCGAGAGACCCAAUGGCCCAGACUACUACGACGAGCAUUCUUUCCCGAUCGAGAAACUGCUGAACGAAGUCACGCAGGCCGUAAGUAGGAUUUGUGAUGAGGUACUACUGGCCCCGCACUUCUUUCAGGACGAUGAAAUUCCUCCCACGGAUCUCAUUGACAGCUUGAUGAGUCUUACCGAUGAUGAGUGGAAAUAUCUCCCUCUUUGGGCGGGUGGAUGUGAUGAUGGCAGCGGUGGGGUGUUCAAUGACCUGGAACCACCAAUUCUUGAGGCAGGAGGAUUUGAUGGUGGCACACGUGGAUUAGGAUGUAGUAGGGAGAGCUCUGCUAUCGGCAGCAGCAGCAGCUGGAGUGAGAUUAUCAGUACGGUCGGCAAAGCCUCUAAGGAGGCGGUUGAUGGUACAGCGACCGAGACUGCCACCGUCCGAAGUCUAGAUGAUGUCGAUAUGGAUGUGAGAUCGCUGGAUGAUGAGUCGAGUACGCGGCAGCGGGAGACGGAAACGAUGGAGAGCAUGGGCUUUUCCUCGGCUUACGACCUUGAUGCCAACGACAAUAUUGAGAACCCGGACUCCAACAAUGACGAUGUUGAUCUCGAAGAGCCUGAAUGGUAUGAUUGCGAUAUGUGA